AUGGCUUUUCCUCUCUUCUCUCACUCCCUCCAACAACCACACUCUUCCACUGCAAAUCUCCACAGAACAACCCUCUUCAGAUCAGAGCUCAUCUCUGAGCCCAAACCCUUCACUGUCACCCCACCCACUACCUUCUUUGAAGUCACCAAACCCAUCGAAGUCCCCAAAACCAAACCUUGCUCAUGCCACAUCCUGCAGCAUGACUUUGGCUACACCUAUGGAAAGCCACCAGUGCUUGCGAACUACAAACCCCCUUCACAUUGCGCAUCACAAAACUUUGGGAAGAUCGUCUUUGAAUGGAAAGCAACAUGUAAAGCUAGGCAAUUUGACCGCAUUUUUGGGGUUUGGCUCGGCGGUGUUGAGAUUUUUAGAAGCUGCACGGCGGAGCCCAGAGCUACUGGAAUUGUUUGGACUGUUCAGAAGGACAUUUCAAGGUAUUGUUCUCUGCUCAUGACCCAUCAAACACUUGCUGCUUAUCUGGGUAAUCUUAUUAGUAAUACUUACACUGGAGUGUACCAUGUAAACAUCACUAUUUACUUUUAUCCUGUUGAAGAAAUGGCAGUCAUUACAAGCCAAAUUUGGGGAAUUUAG
Messenger RNA from Ilex paraguariensis (yerba mate), 591 nucleotides. The record is from the annotation of a GenBank genome assembly. Lineage: Eukaryota; Viridiplantae; Streptophyta; Magnoliopsida; Aquifoliales; Aquifoliaceae.